UUACCCAAGCGCACAAAACAUAUUUAUUAAAUAGUACUCAAAAUUAUGCCGUAGCAACCAACUAUCGUAACGAUUUCGAUAGCCGUAGGCCAGCAGGCAAACAGCUGAUUGCUGUCACUAUUGUUUUUUACCGUUGUUUAUUAGGAUCUAUGCGUAGUUGGAAACGUGUUUAUAUGUUGCACGGCGCGCAAUGGAUGGCGAAAAACGCAAAUGUAGCCUUAAACUAGCCAAGCAUAGAGCCAUCGACAACGAUGCCGAAAGCCAAGUCAUCUUAAAUAUACGUCAGCAGCAAAAGGGCGCAACCAAGCAGCCCGCACAGGAACGGCUCAAACGCUUGCAGACAAAUUUGAAGCUAUCAAAGAGCGUCAAAGUAGACAAAGAACGACCCGCGACCAAACGGAGCACCAGAAACAGCAGCCUGACUAGCAGCCCACCCACCAGCAGCCCACCCACCAACACCGCGACCAGCACAAGCGCCACUGCCACAUUCCACAGAACACGGAAAGCUGGUGAGACGCCAGUGGAGACGCCCAGACAGUCGAAGGGCUUCCAAAGCUUGAAGAAUUUUUGCUUUCCGGAGAAGACAAGGCCUGUGCCGGCCACGGUCAAGCCACAGGCCAGCGCAGCCUCAAAUAGUUUUAGUCAAAGAUGUGGAGCUUCUGCCGUCCACAAGCCGGCCAACGCUUCGCACAUUGGUGCUAAGAAUGCCUGGGCCAAGCCCAAGGCGCUGCUCGAUGCUAGCAAUAGACUAGAAAGGAAUCGCUCCAUAAGUGCCAAUCAGCGCCUGCUGCAACUCCGCGAGUCACUGCAGCAACAGCAAAAGGAGUUCAACAACAACAAUAAAUGUGAAUCUACAUUGGCCAGCAAGAAACUGCCAACAAUCCAAAAAAGCGCCAAGACAAGCCCAUUGCCCGCCUGUGUAAAGACAAACGAUGAUGUGGAACCCAUGGAUAUAGACUGGCAAGAGGAGGAGGACAACGAUGCAGCAGCGAGCAGCAGCGUUAAAGUGGUUUCCAAUAGCCAGCAUGAUUUGUCUUUGAACAAGAAUCACAGCGUGUCGGAGCAGGAGGAUAUAUCGGGCAUAAAGAUGCAGCGUCUGUUAACAACUGGGCAGGAUUUGCCUGCACGUCGCUUGGAUCACAUGUACUUUGUGCUGGACACAAAUGUGCUAAUGGAUAAUCUGCUGUUUGUGGAGGAUCUGUGCCAUGUGGCAUUGGGCGAGACAAACGGCAGCAUGCUCUAUAUACCGUAUAUAGUCAUCAAGGAACUGGACAAGCUCAAGGACAGGCGCGAUGACAACGAACUGAAGCGUCUGGCGGCCAUUCGCGCCAUACGCUAUUUGAAUAAAAAGUUUGACGACAGCCUCAAAAUACAAGGUCAAUCGGCGCUGGAGGAGGCGGACCAUUUGAUUGAGGUGGACUGCCCGGACGACAGCAUUGUCAACUGCUGCCUGCAGCUGCAGACGCAGGUGCCACACCUGAUGCUGCUGACCAACGAUAACAAUUUGCGGCUCAAGGCGAACGCCUCGGCCAUACAAGUCUCCUGCCGUUCCGAUUUGCUAAACGAUUAUCGGCCGGAGUUUGAUGCACUGCCCUCAUAGCGUACGCUAAAGCAUCCGGCGAGGCAAAGACUGCCGCUUCUGUGAUAGGCAUUUGUCGUUUGGAUGCAUCGACGCUGCGAUAGACGGAAGAUGAAGUAGGAACCACUGCACCGCUGACAACAUAAAGUACAAUCGCAUAUAUUAAGCUCUGCACAUGUCUACGUGUAUAUACAACAAUAUAAACACCUAUAUAUUUAUGUAUAUAUAUAGAUAUAUAUGUUAAUUUUCUAUCUAUUUGGUUUAUUCAUAUAUACGUACUUAUGUGUAUAGCAUUCCCAUAUACAAACAUACACCACACAAG
This is a messenger RNA of Drosophila novamexicana, 1901 nucleotides long. RefSeq lists its product as uncharacterized. Gene Ontology annotation, cellular component: nucleus. Lineage: Eukaryota; Metazoa; Arthropoda; Insecta; Diptera; Drosophilidae. Bases 191 to 1600 code for a protein of 469 amino acids. The transcript has 5 exons. The record is from RefSeq and is a predicted model, not a curated record.